Molecule: messenger RNA, 2071 nt
Organism: Stegostoma tigrinum
Lineage: Eukaryota; Metazoa; Chordata; Chondrichthyes; Orectolobiformes; Stegostomatidae
Gene: cib2
Product: calcium and integrin binding family member 2
Exons: 6
Coding region: 375-938 (187 amino acids)
Molecular function (GO): calcium ion binding
Source: RefSeq, a predicted model, not a curated record
AGCUUCGGAGGAGCUGUCCCCCAGUUUCGGUGCUGGAACGGCCGGAAGGUGUGGGAAUUCAGGAAAAAAAAACACAAGAGAAUUCGGUAUCAGAAGAAAAAAAGAGAAAAAUGUCGCCGUUCCCUUCUUAGCCCAGGGUUGGCGUCAGCGGUUGAACCUUCAUAACUUGUACCCGACAUUGAGAAGAUUUUUUUUUCGAAAAGCAUCUGUACACAUCCACUGACUGAUGAUGGUUGCCGCUUCUGGAAUUUAAUGCGGGCUUGGCAAUCUCAUGCUUGGGAUCGCACCGUGUAAAUGCCUUAAAUGCCCACUGUAGGGGCACCCGGGAUUGCCAAUGUGAUGCAUCUAAACAAGAGGCAUAUCAGUGCUGUACGAUGGGUAAUAAGCAGACGAUAUUUACUGAUGAACAACUAGACGCCUAUCAGGACUGCACAUUUUUUACCCGCAAAGAGAUCCUUCGGUUGCAUGGUAGAUACCACGAGAUGGCCCCACACAUAGUGCCAAUGGACUAUACGAACGAGCCAGACGUCAAAAUUCCAAUUCAACUCAUAACAAACAUGCCCGAGCUAAAGGAGAAUCCAUUCAAGGAACAAAUAGUGAAGACCUUUUCGGAGGAUGGUGCUGGGAAUCUGAGCUUUAAUGACUUUGUGGACAUGUUCUCGGUGCUUAGUGAAAUGGCUCCCAGAGAGCUCAAAGCUAUCUAUGCCUUCAAAAUCUAUGAUUUCAACACGGACAAUUUCAUCUGCAAAUCUGACCUGGAGAAGACUCUCAAUAAGCUGACCCGGGAGGAGCUCGCACCCGAAGAGGUGACCCUGGUCUGUGAGAAAGUGAUCGAAGAAGCUGAUUUGGAUGGUGAUGGGAAGCUUAACUACCCGGAUUUUGAGAAUAUGAUUGGCAAAGCACCCGAUUUCCUCAGCACUUUCCACAUUCGUAUCUGAAGGCAGGCAAUGAGAUGGCUACGUGGGAAAUCGAGACUGGCUUGCCCCUGAUUCCAUGACCUUUUGGACCCUUUGAUUGGAUUUGGAGCCCAUUUGGCUGAAGACAUGAAGUCUCUGCUUCUCGUCUGUACGACUGGGCAAUGGGCUUCCUGAAUUGUUGGUGAACAGAGAGCCAGGCACAGUCAGCUCUCAGUGAUUUGACUUUUGAAGGCCUUUGGAACCAGUGUUCACGAUUCUAUACCUGGGCGUGGCUAUUCCAGAGCAUCUAGCAACCUCCUGUCUCUUAUACCUUUCAGAACUUUCUACUGGAGGCCAAGGCAGAUAAUGAAAGUGAAAGGUUCAGUUUAUACACACAGGAAGCACAGGAAAACUUACUAGGGCUAAAACCUCUUUAAACAUCAGUAUUUUCUAUCAGGACAGGCAAAGGCGCUUUAUCAAGGUAGUACAGAAAUAUUUCUAUGGUGGUUUUGUAAUUGCUUGCUGUCUGAUGUAUUAAUGACAACUCAAGGUUGAUUUCUUGAUUUGGAGAGACACAUUCGCCUCAUUCCUCCUGGAAGACACCGGUUACCAGUGCGAUCAUGGACAGACUCUGCAAGCUCCCUGGACCUUUUGAUUAUGUACAUGCCUCCCCUGAGAAAGCCAUCAGCGCUCGAGAACAAAAGCAACUCUUUGUGAAAUCACAGUGUCGUUGUUUGAGGGUCAAUUUGCCUCGAUGUUUGCAGACUAGGAGUGGAUGGGGUUGAACUGGUGAAACAGUGAGCAAGGAGACACCGAAGACCAUUUCCUGACCAGCUAUGCAAUCUUCAGCAUCAAACUGCAUGAACUUUUCCUUCUUCCCCACCCCCUCUUGCUGCCCCUAUUGUUUUUAUAUCCUGGUAUCUGAUUACUGGUGCACAAUGACAAUCAUGAGACUGUGAUACAGUCCAGUAGAAGGGCUCUGCUACUAAACUGCUUGGAUUUAUCUGCCUCUGGGAUCUCCCCAUGUAUUGCUUAAUUGUUCCAAACUUCACACCUCCUCCUUUUUAAAAUGAUUGUGCUGUUUGUUUGUUGUCCACGGAUAUCUCCUUUUCCAGUCUCCUGGCUCAGUGAGAGCCUCAGGAUAUAUUUUGAAGAGAUGGCUUUUGUGUUGCUUG